Coffea arabica (coffee) is the source of this 1239-nucleotide messenger RNA. RefSeq lists its product as uncharacterized. Lineage: Eukaryota; Viridiplantae; Streptophyta; Magnoliopsida; Gentianales; Rubiaceae. The record is from RefSeq and is a predicted model, not a curated record.
AUGCCUUAUGCUCUAAAGCGUCUAUUCAUUGGAAAUAAUGAAGAAUGUGAGCAUUUUAGGAAAUUAUCUCGUACCUAUAACAAUAACAUAUCUUUCACUUUAUUUGCUGCAAAGUAUGAUCCAAAAUUGACAAGGAAUACAAGGGGAGUAUAUACCUUUCAUGUCCAGAGGCAGGUUUAUCAUUUUCUGAAUAGUUUAUCACAGUCUGAUGAUAGACCCUGUGGAAUCCACCUCUACUUUUUUGAUAUCGAUGAAGAGUUAAUCAGGCGAGUCGCUGCUUCGGACAAGCUUCGCGAGAGCACUUUGAAGCUUUUGAUGGACAUACUUUCUAAUAAUCCUUAUGCUAGAUUCUUUAAGGACCUAAGCGAUGUCCCGGAUCUUGAAAAGCAUAGUGUUGUCCUUAACUGCUUUCCUGGCCUUGACCAGUGCAUUUAUAAUCUUCCUUCUGCUUCUCAAGUCGCUGCUAUAUGGACUGAAAAUGAUGAUGAAUCAUUCGAUAAACAACCGCAUAUUCUCGUAUAUAGCUGGUCCAGCAUUAUUAUGCUUGUUGUGAUCCUUUACAAUAUCCUCUCUUAUUUCCUCGUGGUGAAUCUAGAUGGCACCAUGGAAUUAAGCGAGCCUAUAAAAGAAAAUGAACUGAUCAUUCCUUUGAUGAAGAGAUUUUUUUCAUUUCCUAUAGCUGCUGAUCAUGGAAAGAAGGAUGAGUAUACUGUAUCGGCUAGAGAGUAUUACUGCUAUAGGUUCCAGAUCAGGAAGAAUGACGAAUCCAUGCUAUUGCAUACUCUUAGAUUGCUGCAGCAAUUUUCAGUUGAUUCCUGUGUAAAAAUUGAAAUAUCACACCUGGAUUUUCAGCGCAAGAGGCAAAAUGAUAUUCGGACAGAAAUCCUUGAAGGAGUGCUAGAUAGUGUUUCCAUUGGUCAGAGUGAAGGCUCAAAAGUUGGUCGAAGGGUGAUAUUACUGGCUUCUUUUAUCGGUGGCCCAAGAGAUAUGAGGCGACGAUAUCUUGAUACAAUGGCAUUGGUACAAAAAUAUGGAAAGCCGGAUAUUUUUCUGACCAUGACAUGUAAUCCGAUGUGGAAAGAAAUUCAAGAUAAUCUGCAAUUUAAAGAAAAACCUCAGGAUAGGCCAGAUCUUUUGUCUAAAGUGUUUAGAGCAAAAUUUGAAAUGCUUAAAGCUGAACUUUUAGACAAGAAAAUUUUUGGAGAAGCCGCUGCAUGCGCUUAUGUUAUUGAAUUCUAA